Messenger RNA from Cuscuta campestris, 2493 nucleotides. Lineage: Eukaryota; Viridiplantae; Streptophyta; Magnoliopsida; Solanales; Convolvulaceae. The record is from the annotation of a GenBank genome assembly.
AGCCCGUCGUUAUCCGGGAACGAUCGACGUCAAUCAGCUCCGGCACGGUUACGUUUUACUCCGUCACAAUCCCACCCAACCGACAAUCUUCCAACCAUGUAAAAACACGUUUCCCACGGCAAGUUUAACUCAACUCGUCAUUUCCCCGUUUGGGCGUAACCACUCUCGGACUCCGCGCCGUUGCCUCUCCGUCUACAAUGACAGCGGUGGUUUCUCAGAACGCCGCGGAGGCAUCGCCGUCGCCUUCGCCGGCGCAGCUCAUGGAUCAUCGUUCACCAUCCCUAUCCGUUCUCUCCGGACGCUCCGACAUCGCUGAUUCGCCGGAUCGUGCCUCUGCCGAUCGAUCUUUUUCUCUUCCUAGCUCGUCUAGGGCCUCGGAUCCUCAGUCUCUCCAGUAUUUGAAGAGUGAAGAGUACCGGAAACUUUUUCAUCUUCCUGCAGAUGAAGUUCUCAUCCAAGAUUUUAACUGUGCUUUGCACGAGAACAUUCUUAUUCAGGGUCACAUGUACUUAUUUGCACAUAAUAUAUGCUUUUACUCCAACAUUUUUGGAUUUGAGACAAAGAAAAUAAUUCGAUUUGAUGAGAUUACAUCGGUUAGAAAAGCAAAAAUGGCUGCAAUACUCCCAGCAGCUAUAGAAGUAAUAGUUGGAGAGAAGAAGUUCUUUUUUACAUCUCUAAUGUCCCGUGAUGAAGCUUUUAAGCUUAUAAAUGAUGGUUGGCUGCGACACAAUGGUGGAGCUAAAGCAAAUGGAGAUCAACAGGAACCAUUUUUGGAGCCACGAACUCCCGAGAACUUGUGUCUAGUGGCUGAUAAACCAGAGAGCUCUGAUCAACCAAUGGAUGAAGAGUUAUCUGUGGACAGGGAUAUUGAAAUUUCUUUGUCAGAAAAAACAAAGCCUGUAGACAAUGGAGAUUAUGAAAUUGUUCCAAUUCCUCUAGGGCCACCUGACACUUUAGAGGAACAUGCUGAGAUUGUUCAGAGCACAACAAAUUGUUCAUCAUCAGAAAAAUCUCUAUUCCUGGAGGAAGUUGAUUGUGAUGCACCCGAGGUCCCAAAAGGCUACACAAUGGUUGCUGAAUCUAAGUUUCCGGUGAAUGUGGAAAAGUUCUUCGAUCUCUUCUUUUCAAAUGAUGGUGUUGGUUUCCAAGAGUCCUUUCAUACAAAGUGUGGGGAUAAAGAUUUCAAAUGCACCCAGUGGGUCCCUUGUGAGCAACUUGGCCGCACCCGAAAUCUAUCAUUUCAGCAUCCAAUUAAAGUUUAUUUGGGUGCAAAAUUUGGUAGCUGUCACGAGCUUCAGAAAUAUCAACUUUACAGAAAUAGUCACCUUGUGGUUGAGACUUGUCAAAAAGUGAAUGAUGUACCUUACGGAGAUUAUUUUCAAGUGGAGGGGCUUUGGGAUGUUACAAGAGAUGGUAGUGAAGGAUGUAUUCUGAAGGUGUACACAAAUGUGGCCUUUUCCAAGAAAACAAUGUGGAAAGGGAAGAUAUUGCAGUCCACACUUGAAGAAUGUGAGAAUGUUUUUGGCAUUUGGAUUGAACUGGCACAUGAAUUGUUGAAGCAAAAGAAGCUUGAGAAGGAACAGGCUAAUUCAAAUCCAAGUGAUCAAGGUGACAUGGAAAAGCAAGUGGGAGUAGAUGCAUGCGAGAGAAAGUCAAAUGGUGCAACUGGAACAUUAAUAUCAGAGAAAUUGCCUGACUUGAGUAAUACGAACCAGCAAGAAAGGUGUUCCGGGUCUGCAUCCGCGCCAUAUUUGUUCAGAUAUUUCAACUCAAGAUUUUGUUCGUUGCUGAAAUCUCAGAGCCAACUCUAUGUGCUCCUGGUUGUGGGUAUUGCUGUGGUGCUCUUCCUAAUGCAGUUGAGCAUAAUUGUACUACUGAGUAGGCCACAACAGAUCCACGUGAUUUCUCAAGGCGAUUGUAGCGUCGUGCAUGGAAUGGAGAGGAGGGGGACGGAGACGCUUGGGUUUAUCGAAAACCAGGUCAACCAUCUCAAAGAAGAGAUGGUUCUGGUGGAGACGAUGCUGGACAAAAUGCAGUCCCAGUAUGGGUUGCUCAAAGCGAAAUUGACUGAAUUGGAACAGAUCGGGAAGCACCACCGGAAAUGAUCAACGCCGUCUGGGAAAUCCUUCUUCUGGUUUGGUACAUAAAUAAAUAAAAAAGAUACAGUAAAAUUACUUGCACAUAUAACGUGUGUUGUUUGUGCCAGUGGGGAUUGGAUUAUUACAUGCAUAGUGUUAAAGAUGAAUAGUGUCUAUGUGCUAAUCUUUGUUCUCAAUGUGUCUGUUUGGUAAUAACGUUAGAGAUUAGCAUUAACGUUUUGAAAAGGCUAUCUACGGGUAGCGUUUAGCAUUAACAUUUUCAAAGUAAUCUACACCGUUAAAAGUUUAUCCAAAAUGCUGAUGCUAAUCUCUAACGCUAUUCUCAAACAUGUUCAAUAUCUCCUCCAUUAGGGAGUCUUAGAGUUCAGUUUGGCAAGACCUUGUGGUUGAAAUU